Molecule: messenger RNA, 3267 nt
Organism: Patella vulgata (common limpet)
Lineage: Eukaryota; Metazoa; Mollusca; Gastropoda; Patellidae
Product: protein FAM151A
Exons: 1
Coding region: 130-1764 (544 amino acids)
Source: RefSeq, a predicted model, not a curated record
GAUUAGUCAGGUACACGGAUCAUGACGAUUACAGGUGGUUGUCAAAAAUGAGGGCAACGGUUAUCGUUGUCAGAUUAACAACAAUUUGAAUCCAAUUUCGAUUACCGCAAGCUGAGAAAUUGUAUUAUAAUGAAGCGUCACCAACACCAAGAGAUGUCCCUGUCCAAAUUUAUGUCAAGCCUUCCCAUUCCAAGGCAUUACCGAAGAUAUCUUGUCAUUCAGUUGCUAUGUGUUGGAUUUGUUCUAUACCUUUGGGUCUCCAUAAAUGGAGGGUUUAUUCCCAAAUUUUUGAAACAUAAAAUAAGUUAUUUUGAUGUGGAAUCAGAUGUCAGCCCCUUGUUAUACUUUGGAGACAUUAAUAACGAUGCAAGUAAAAUUAGGUGGUCUGGAAAAGUUAACACAUUAGAUAAAUUAACACAGGCAAUGGAGAGUGAUGCCCAUAUGCUUGAAGGUGAUGUUAUUUUGAGAGGACAAGGAACAAAAGAUCAGAAACUGAUACCAGUGAUGUCUAGCCCACCUAAGACUGAUAGUAAGACAACGUUAGAUGACUGGUUAGAUGUAGUAAAAUCAAAACAUAAAGGAAUCAAGCUUGUCUUUACAAGUAUUGAAGCUGUUGAAAUAUCCCUACAAAAAUUAAAAAUAAUAAAAGAACAGGGCUUUCUCAAAUUCCCUGUAUGGAUUCAUGCGGACGUUCUCCAAGGACCGGAAGGUAAAGCUCCAAAUAUUGAUUCUACAAGAUUUUUAAGACAUUUAAAACGUGUGUUCCCAAAGUGUACCAUUUCUCUUGGGUGGACAGUUUCUCCUCAUACUGAUACAAGUCAAGGUGGCUAUUCCUGGGACAUGGUCUUGGAUAUGUUCAAAUUGAUACAAACUUGGGAGAUCAAUGACCAACAAAUUAUCUUCAAUGCAGACUUGUCAUGGCUUCGUAAUUCUGUACCACAAUUAAAAUGGCUCUGUGAUAAUGUGUUUCAUUCUAGCUUGAUGGUGUCAAAAUCACCACAGACCAUUGCAAUUAAAGAGGACAUGUUGUAUGCUGCCUACAGAUUUCCACCUCAUAGCUUGUACUUUGAUAUUAAAGAUGAACAUCUUGAGGCUGUUCUAUCAAAGUAUCGUCAUUUUUCAAGAAAUCAAGUCAGCCCUUUAGUGUUACAGAGAGACUUAGUUAUGUUUCAUCAUAAAGCUUGGGUUAAGAUGGGAUUUCACAUGGAGAAGAAUUCUGUUUUGGGAAGUACUGAAGCCAUCAUAUUAUCCAGCCCAAUAGUCUACAUAGUUAGCAAAUCUGGUUACAAACCGACACCUGAGUUGAGUCUGCAGGGGCGAGUCAUGUUUUUGAAUUAUGACAAUAAGGAAAUGGAAAGGGGGAAAACUGGUUUAAAUAUCUUUUUACGGUCAACAGCAUAUGCACAUUUUGAAGAAAUAACUGGAAUACGCUGCUUUUUGGGUUUGGAUGGAACUAUAGAAGUUAGCGGCAGUAAUUUGAACAAGAAAGAUUCGUUUAAAACACAAUCCCAAAGAAUAACUCCCAGCUCAUCCCAUUGUUUUAGAAUUGCUAUAAUUGAUUCUCUAUCUGAAAUAAUUUUUCGUGUAAAUGUAGUACACGCCUGCAAUACUUUGGAGUCAGUGCAAGCAGAUGCUGAAAUUCAUGCAGAAUUGAAAGUGCCAGUCCCUGCCCAUUUAGGCAAUGGAGAGCACCCUUAUAUUUUGAAAGUGGCAGACAAUAAAAGAUAUGCUAUAAUUGAUGAAUUAUCAGUUAAACAUUCCUAAUCAUAAAUGUGACCAGGGCCCGUAUUCAGUUGACUAUCUUAUACUUAUUAUCGCGCAGUUUCACCUUAAAUUAGGAUAUUACCUUAAUCUUAAGGGACUAGUAUUCAAUUUAAAAAGUAUAAUGAGAUAAUUUAAUUUUUAACUUUUACGGCAACUUCCUUAUAUCGUUGAUAUGACAAUGUCAGUUAAAGGACAAUAUUGGUAUCCACUAAUUUUACAAAUGUGACCAGUCAAGUUAAACACAUUCCAAAUAUAAAUUUAACAUACUGGUAGAGGUCAUUGCUACAGUGGAUAGGUAACAAUGAUUUGAAGAAUUCAGAAGUGGCAGAAUUAAUGGUAAACAGUUGUUACAAACUAACGAUCGCUUUAGUAGGGAAUUAAUCAAAACUGGGCAAGGUAGUGGCAGCUUUUUCUACUUUGCUUGUUUGCAGUCACAUACCUUAAGGAAGUUUGAGGAAGCCAAAAUUGUUACUUUCCGAAAUUGAAUACUAAUUUAUAAUAUAUAGGCUAUAAUAAAUCUUCAUUUGUAACACCCUUUAAUCAACAAAGCGUGCUUACCUGACAAGGCGAUCUUAAACUUAAAGUAGCUAAGUCUAUAACUCUGUAUCAUCCAAAUCUUUGACAUUGAAAACACAAAUUAUUUAUCAAUUUAAAUAAAUAUUGAUAUUGUGAUCUUACUGGGAAAAGAUGGGCUUCUGAUAUCUCAUAUUUAAGACAGAAUAUACAUUUUAUCACUGGUACACGAAUCGUGUACCAUAAUGCAUUUCAGCACCAUUUGUAACAAAAGAUUCGAAGAACGAGGCUAGACAUAUUCCACAAGUCAUGUCAAACGGUGACGUGAUACUGUUAUCUGGAGAGCAUGCAGAAUAAAUACCAUCGGAGUAAACUGGAAUAACCAGACGCUAGAGAUUGCCAUUCGAUUAAGACUUCUGCCGUAUUUUGCCUUUGAAAUUAUAGUAAAAACAGAAAAGAUUGAAUGUAAAUCAGUUUAUAUACAUUCAUAUUACAUUAUUAUUUGCAUUGCGACCCAUUUGUGUAAAUUCCUAGGUCCCAAAUAUUUGCAAUUUAGCUCCUGUAAGUUUAAAGAAAUUAACUGAAUACCGGCCCAGCUCUGGCUAAAUGAAUACUCAAAGGUGAAACAGUGCAAAUUAUUUGCUGGUUUUGGUUGCUUUGUUUCAGUAACUUUCAAUGUUUUUUUUUCUUUCAUUUGAAAAUUAAUGUUAAGGUGUAUACUGUUUAUCAACUUCAAAUCUGAAUGCACAUAUUGAUUUAAAGAACUUUAACACAAAAUGUAAAUGCACAUGUAUUAAUGCCAUAGUUAUUUUGAAUUUUUGUCCUGUGUAUUGAAUUCAGCCAGAGCUGCUCCCUUAAUGGGUUUCAUAAAAUGUACAUGUAAGAUACCAUAUCCAUCCAAUUUAUAACGAUGUAAAUUUAUAUUCAUAUUUUAUAUUCUAAUUAUUUUUUUUUAAAAUGUGUCCAAUUUUAUUAAAAGGGCAAAACAUU